UGAUGGUGUUUAUUUAUGCACGGUGUUGGGUGUCGUGACAUCAGUGUGGGGCUUGACACGUCGCAGAGACAGUGUGCUGGGGGCUUUUUUAAGGUGCCGGGUGUUUUCAUCUCUAUUACUACUGUACUACACCCAAACUUACCCAGGUGCACCGCCACACACCUGCCCUGGCUGGGGACUCUCACGCUGGAUCCCCUCCCUGUGGCAGGUAGGAGAGACAGGGGGAAGCCACGCCGACACCUCUCUCUGCGUUUUGCCAGCACAGAGAUGGUGCGCGUGCGGAGGUCAGCCUCAGAAAAUGAUUGUCCAAUAUGUAUGGACCCGGCAAGGUUUGCCGUGGAAACCAACUGUGGCCAUGUGUACUGUGCCCGGUGCAUCAUGCAGUACUGGCAGACCAACUUCUCUACCUCACCCAUGCUCUGUCCCUACUGCAGGCAGGAGAUCAUCCUGCUGCUGCCUUGCUUUUCCGAGGAGGAGGUGAUGGCGACGGACGUGCAGGCAGUGAUGGAGAGGGAGAGGGUGGUGGCUCAGGUGCAGGAAUACAACCGCAUGUACUCCCAACACCCGAGAUCCUGGUAUGGCCAGCUGCAGGACCUACCCACCAUCCUACGCCACAUCUGGGCCGAGCUCUUCACGUGGCGGGGUAUCCUUAUGGCCUUCAAGCUGCGAGUCAUCCUGUCCGUGGUCAUGGCCGUCCUGUACGUGGUCAGCCCCAUUGACAUCAUCCCUGAGGCCUUUUUGGGUCUGCUGGGCCUGGCGGACGAUGUGGUGGUCAUCAUCAUUAUCCUCAUCCAAGUCAGCAUCGUCUACCGUACCGUCGUGGCGAACAGGGACUGGUAGCGCGGGAGUUCGAUGUCGGGGAGGUAGUCGAAGUCCCAGUCGAAGUGGUCGGUUUGGUUGUUUGUGGUUAUACUGGUAAAGAGGCAUUGUUUUCUUGGGUCUGUUAGGGCAGUGUUAGGUCAUGAGGAAGGAAUGGUCUUAUACGGUCGUGGGAGUGGCAGCAGGGUGGUCGAAGUGGUUGAGUAAGUUGGUCGACUGGGCUUUUCUGUGGGAUCAGCACAGUGUAAGGUUAUGAGGAAGGAAUGGUCUUGUUAUACGGUCGUGGCGAAUAAGGAGUAGCGUCAGGGUGGUCGAAAUGGUUGAGUUGGUCGACUGGGCUUUUCUGUGGGGUCAGCACAGUGUAAGGUUAUGAGGAAGGAAUUGUCUUGUUAUACGGUCGUGGCGAAUAAGGAGUAGCGUCAGGGUGGUCGAAAUGGUUGAGUUGGUCGACUGGGCUUUUCUGUGGGGUCAGCACAGUGUAAGGUUAUGAGGAAGGAAUGGUCUUGUGCGGUCGUGACUAUAUUUAUAACGGGACUGGUAGUGAGGUGGAUGUUUUGGACUGUUUGCGGUAAGCGGUAAAGAGCCCUUUUUUGUGUGGUAGGGGAGGCCGGGAGACUUAUAGGCUAUAGCACAAUGCAAGGCCAUAUUAAAGAGGAAUGGUUAGGUUGAUUCACGUGUUUUGGGUCUUCGCAAAGGAAAUGGAAGUCAGUAUGUAGCACUACUGAUAGUUUGAGGUUAUUGUGAAGCGAAGCGAUUUUAACUAGCGCGUAACAGAGUUGUAACCAAAGAAACAGGGAGGAAGGAGAAAAGGAGAUAAAAGUGAAGGUCAGGUCAAGACAGAUAGCUAAACAGAAAGAAGAUAUUAAAAAUGACAAUAUAUUCGCCAUUCACCUGCACAAAGUUAUUUUACAUACAAUACUGAUGCUAGACAUUUACAAGAGGAAGGAAAGUUAAUUCAAAAGGCAAUAAGAUAUACACUGUAAGAGCAUGACUUGUUAGGUAUAUACGGUUAGUAAGAUUGUGAUGGUGGUAUGUGAUUUCAGGGAGUAGUGAGUAAUUUGGUGAUUCUAUUUGUCUGUAACUUUGGAUGCCAUUGCCAUUGUUAAGGGUGGCAAUGGCAGAACAGUAUUUAGUGAUUCAUCGGAUAUUAAAGUAGCCUCUAGGAAUGUUGUUAAGCGAGUGUUAAAUUGGCUUAGUCUGUAUGUUAUAGAUAGCCAUCGGAGGAGGAGAGAGAUGGGAUGCAGCGUGCUAAGACCUUUUCUCGUUUUCCAUCAUACUGUUAAAAGUCUGGUAUCAGAAAGCACAAAUUCCUGCUCAUUAAGACUGGCAUACCUUUGAUUAGUGACCCAGGUGUGCAUUCUUUACCUGGGCAGCACAAAAUGGAGCUUGAGGCAGUGUGGGCAGAGUUAUGAGAUCAGUUAAGUGGUCAUUGCGAGCCUUUAUAAGUGUAAGCAACUUCAUUUGGCAUAACAGAGAGUAUACAGUCUUGUCAAGGAAGGAAUUUUGCAGUGGUAAUAUUAGUAAAAACUGUGAUUACUUCAUUGAGUCCAUUUUAUUCUUUAUCUGUUUACAGUAGAGGAAGCAGCUCAAGGGCGGAAACUAAUAAGUCUAAGUGCUUCUCCUGUAAAAGUAGUAAACAGAAUCGUGUAGCCAAAAGAGAGGGUUGAUAUUUGGAUAGAAAGUUGUCAAUAUACUACGUACUUGAUACCGUACUACUAAAACAAGCCUCACAAAUAUGCUGCACGACGAACAGGUCACUCAAUAAUAAUACUUACCUCUCUCAGAACACUCCUUGUAUAUAUAAUUAACAGGUUUUCUACUUAAUGUCCUUCUGUGUGUGUAUGUGUGUUUGGGUGUUCGUGUUCUUAGGGCAUAGCUAGAAUGAUUUUAUAUGUACGGAAAAACAAAUCAUCUAUCAUGCUUUUUUACCAACAAGGUGCCAUUAUCUAUCUAUCAGAGGUCUAUUUUUUCUAUAAUGGCAUUCAGGUUUGUAUUCUGGCCAUGUUCAUUCAGCUUUAUUCAGAUACGUACUUAUAAAAGUCUUGGGAAAUUCAAUGCAGAUUUAAAUAGGGGGAAUUAUUUUUACAUGUAGAAAUAGUAGCAAAAAUCAGUUAGAGAUGGUUGAAGGAAUUAUUGAAUGGUAUGGAGUUUGGACUGAGAGGAGGAAAAUCAGGAAUAUCUUUGUAAAUUCAAUGCAGUUUUAAAUAGGGGAAUUAUUUUUACAUGUAGAAGUAGAAACAAAAAUCAGUUAGAGAUGGUUGAAGGAAUUAUUGAAUGGUAUGGAGUUUGGACUGAGAUAAGGAAAAUCAGGAAUAUCUUUGUUAAUUCAAUGCAAUUUUAAAUAUGGGAAUUAUUUUUACAUGUAGAAGUAGAAACAAAAAUCAGAGCUGGGUGAAGGAAUAAUUAUUGAAUGGUGUAGAGUUUUGAUUGAGAGGAGAAGGAACAUCAGGGAGACCUUAGUAAAUUCAAUGCAGUUUUAAAUAUGGGAAUUAUUUUUACAUGUAGAAGUAGUAGCAAAAAUCAGUUAGAGAUGGCUGAAGUAAUUACUGAAUGGUGUGAAAUUUGGUCUAAGACUAGGAGAACAGAUGAACCUAAGAACAUCACUAAAAUCAGGAAAAUCUUAGUACAAUCAAUGCAGUUUUGAAUAGGGGACUUAUUUUAUACAUAUAGAGGUAGCUCAAAUCAAGACUGGGUGAAGUAAGUGAAGGGAAUUGAGUCCCUUUGAGAGGAAAAGGAUAUGAACCUGAGGAUUUCUCUAAACUCCUUUCCAUCUUAACUUUUAUAUCCUUUAUGAUUGUGUUCAGCUAGCAAUAUGUAUACUUGUUACCCCAAACUCUGUGCUGCAUUGUUAUAUUAUUACUACAUAGCUGAUCUUGAAGGGGAGGGACUGCAUUAGUGUGUGCGUGUGGGUGUGGGUGUGAUACGAGAUCGCACAAAAGGACAUGGAAAGAUUAGUACGUCAAAGAGUAAUUACUUUCAGGUUGUUUUAUUUUCUUCACUGAUGUUUAGGUUGAAGUUCCUCCCUUUGAGACACUAUUUGAUAUGGAGUUUUAAGAUAUCACAAAUUUUUUAUCUAAUUGUAUACCUGUCUUAAUUAUUUCCAAGAGUUAAGAGUGCUACGUUAACGGCUUAAUCCGCGGUGUGCAUGCGUGGGUUAUAUAUAAAGUCACUGAGACCUUAUUUGUAUAUCCAUGCUUUUUAUGAUGCUUUAAUUAACUUACUUUGUACUAUUGCUGUGUUAUGCGGUUCAGAUACAUAUAUUUAUUUCAAACGUGUUAUGAGUGUCCCUUUUUUAUCAUAAGGUUAAUUUGGUCUGGUGGGCGAGGUUGUAUUCGGGUAUGUUGGUUAUAGGAGGAAAGUUACUGUGGAGGAAAUCAAGUUAGUGUGGAGGAAAAUGAGGAAAAUGUGAUCUAUAACUGGAGGAAAAUUACAGUGGAAGAAAGUUGGUAUGAAUCAAGGAAUUACUGAGGAGGGAAAUUAUAGUGUGGAGGAAAAUGAGGAAAAUGUUGAGCUAUAUGACCGGAGGAAAGUUGCUGUAUGUGGAGCUAUAACUGAAAGAAAAUUACUAUAUGGAGGAAAAUUACUGUGGAGGAAAAUUGCUUUGGAGGUAUUAACUGUGGACAAAAAUUAUUAUGGAGGUAUUAGAGAGGACGAAAAUUAAUAUGGAGAUAGUGAUUGAACAGAAUAAUAGAUAGAAUAGAAGAAGAGGAAAAUAAUUUAGGGUAGGCGGUGGCUGAACUGGUAGCGUACUGGGCCCACAUUCACCGCGUGAUGGACGACGCGGGUUCGACUCCCCGCGCUACCACCUCGGAUUUUUCAGUCACCGCCGAGUGGCAUAAAACUACCCACAUGCUGUCCUGAAGACCACCCAUCAACCCGGACUCUAGAGGAAGCCGUCCAAGCGAAUCAAGAACGAGUUCCGGGGGGCAGCAUGAGCCAAUGCAAGAUGGCGCCACUAUAAACACUCGCCUGCGCCAGAACGGGCUGGGCCGACCAUCAGGCCCCACCUGGAAGAAGCCUUGGGCCGACCAUCAGGCCCCACCGGGAAGAUGCCUACUGGCGCAAUAGGCAGCAACGUAAAAAAAUAAAAAAUAAAAAAUAAA
Molecule: messenger RNA, 4922 nt
Organism: Eriocheir sinensis (Chinese mitten crab)
Lineage: Eukaryota; Metazoa; Arthropoda; Malacostraca; Decapoda; Varunidae
Product: E3 ubiquitin-protein ligase RNF170-like
Exons: 6
Coding region: 16-840 (274 amino acids)
Molecular function (GO): ubiquitin protein ligase activity
Source: RefSeq, a predicted model, not a curated record